CCGAAACAUGCAAGUCUGCUACUUAGUUUAGUAGUAAGGUCCAUCAAACUUAUUUUGUUCGGAAGAUUUUUUAAUCAAUAAUCAAAAUCGAAAUCUGGCGUUAACAAGAAAUUACCUCCAAUCAACCGCCACCGCCACCGUUUUCCGUCUCCCGACACCCUCCCUCUGCUUAGUUCCGGCCAAGAGUGAGGAGCUCCGGCAGCUGGUCGGAAACCGCUACCGUGACCUCAUCGACUCUGCCGACUCCAUUGUCGCCAUGAAGUCAUCUUGCGAGUCCAUCUCCUCCAACAUUACUGCAAUUCAUAGCGCCAUCCUCCCCUCUGUCUCCUCCCCCGACACUAUCUCACAUUCCCCCGAGCACUUGCUGGGACCCGUGCUUACGGGAUGGCUUGUCGGGUCAAAGAACAUCUGGGGCUGCCUUGACGAGUCAAUGUUCCUCGAGUCCUCUGCCCGUUACAUUCGGGCUAAGCUUGUGCACUCCAACUUGCUUGGAUCCAAGGAAAGCAAGAAAGUGCUUUCUAAUUUCCCUCUCCUUCAGCACCAGUGGCAGAUAGUCGAGGGCUUCAAGGCUCAGAUCUCGCAGAGGAGCCGCGAGCGGCUUCUGGACCAGACAAUUGGUCACGGAAUAAGUGCUUAUGCGGAUGCCUUGGCUGCUGUGGCCAUCACGGACGAGCUCGAGCCAAAGCAGGUCUUGACUCUGUUUUUGGACUCAGGAAAAUCGAUCAUUUGGCAGAAGCUGAGUGCGUGCGGCCGUGAUGAGGGUGCGGCUAGUUCUGGAGUGAUCUCUGCCUUGUGUGAUGUCCUGAAGGUGAUUCAGAUCACAGUAUGUCAGGUGGGGGAAUUGUUCCUGCAGGUGUUGAAUGACAUGCCUUUGUUUUAUAAGACCAUUCUGGAUACCCCUCCGACUUCCCAGUUGUUUGGGGGCAUACCCAACCCAGAUGAUGAGGUGAGGCUUUGGAAUCUGUUCAAGGAGAAGCUGGAGUCCAAUAUGGUGCUGUUGGGCCGGGAUUUUAUUUCCGUGGCUUGUUCCGACUGGCUUAGGAAAUGCGGGAAGGAGAUCACGAGCAAGAUCGGUGGCAAGCACUUGAUUGACGUGGUCAGGAGUGGCUCCGAACUUUCUCUGGCCGAGAAAUUGAUAAGGGAAACCAUGGACAGCAAACAGGUCUUGGAAGGUAGCUUGGAGUGGUUGAAGAGUGUUUUUGGUUCCGAGAUUGAGCUGCCGUGGAAAAGGACUCGUGAGCUUGUCUUGGGAGAGGACUCAGAUAUAUGGGACGAUAUCUUUGAGGAUGCUUUUGCUCAGAGGAUGAGAGGGAUUAUAGAUUCGAAAUUUGAGGAGUUGGAUAGAGUUGUUGAUGUGGUGGAGUCAGUUAGAUCAAUAUCUAAACCUCCUGGUGAUCAUGUUGUUUCUGAAGAUUACCUGAAUAGAGUAGGUGGGGUUUGGUUCAUGAAUCCCAAUGGCAAAACACUAAGUUCUAUUCCUGGCACGAAAUUGCCCCCGUCUCAAGAAAGUGAUUUUGCAAGCUGUCUCAGCACUUAUUUUGGCCCCGAAGUGAGCCGGAUAAAAGAUGCCGUGGAUAGUUGUUGUCAGGAUGUUCUUAAGGAUCUCCUCAGUUUCCUGGAGUCGCCAAACGCGCCACGUAGGUUGAGGGAUUUGGCGCCAUAUGUGCAAAACAAGUGCUCUGAAAGUCUGUCAGCCAUAUUAAAACAGAUCAAAAGUGAACUUGACCACCUACACAGUGAUCUAGAAAAUGAGAGUAAAGAUGAAAAGUCCUCACUUUCGUCAGCUAUACUCGUCGAGCGAUCAUUAUUUAUUGGGAGACUUCUGUUUGCUUUUCAGAAGCACGCUAGAUAUAUACCAGUGCUACUUGGUUCGCCUAGGUCAUGGGUGAGUGAAGUUUCGGCUGCUACUCCAUCCCCGAUUGGCUCGAAGAAUAUUAGGGUAGCCAGUGAACCGAAAACGAUUGAUAGUCAUGGGAGCACGAAACAGGCUUCACUAGUGUCUGGUGCACUAUUCGGAGCGGAUGACAGGUUAAGCCCAUAUCUUGACGAACUAAGGCAGACAACUCAAGAUCUUUGCGUCAGAGCUUACAAUCUAAAUCUGAAACGAGAUGAUGCCUUGUCAUCAACUGUUCCAGUCAGAGUAAAGAUUCAUCAUGUCGGUGGACAUGUACUUGAUAAAGCAAUUCUGCAGAACUUUGCAACCAAGCUUUUUGACAAGGUUCAUGGGAUUUAUGAUGACUUCCUGUCAGCUGAAGUUCUUAGGUCACAAGUGUCAGACAAAGGUGUUUUACAAGUAUUAUUCGAUUUAAAAUUUGCUUCUGAUAUCCUGUCUGGGGGCGAUUUCCAUGCAAAUAAGGAGGCAUCUGAAAUCACAAGCGUGAAAUCUCCUUAUAGAAGGAAGCAGAAAACAGAGUCACAAAAUUCAUUAAUAGGACAACGCACUAAGGAGUUAGUGAAUCGCCUUUCACAAAGGCUGGAUCCCAUAGAUUGGCUGACAACGAGAGACAGGCGUACCUUAGACAUGGUGUCCUCUUUGGUUUCUUUGUACAACUUAAUAGAAUACAUAGACUCUGUACAGAAGCUCCCCACUAACUCCGAAUCAAACAUCAUGCGUUGUUCUAUAGUGCCUCGAUUCAAGUACCUUCCCAUCAGUGCUCCAGCAUUAUCCAUGAGGAAUGCGGCCAGAACCUCUAUGUCGACAUCCGCGGAUGAUGCUUACUUGAGGAAUUCAUGGAAAAGUUACAAAAAUGACGAGAUGUCUCGAAAGGUUGAUAUUAACGGAUGGGCAAGUCGGAAGGUUUGGGGACAUAUUGCCUGCUCAGGCAGCUGGACUCCUUUCAUCCUUAACUGCCACCAGAUCAGAUUAUUAACUGGCCCAUCAGUAACAGUUCACUGGAUUACGCAGAGUAGCAGAUUUUCGGCUGCGGGUUUGCAUUCUAGAGGACACCGGAUAUGGGAAGCUGCAAUGGAUAAAUUGAUGUCUAAAGGCGCUAUUUUGACCAAGUGUUUCUAUUUCGCGGGCGGGCCUGUGAAAACUCUAUAUGUGCUGGGGGCUUACAAAAGGCAAUGCCAUGAUUCCAACAGUCCUCCGGUGACCGGCAAUUCUCCGGCGACAGGUUGUGGAGAGAGAGGUCACCGACGAGAACUUCAUCAUGAAGCACACCAUGUCGGACGUCCUGUCCAUGGCCAACGCCUGCUCGAGGACCAGCGGCUAGCAAUUCUUUAUGUU
Striga asiatica is the source of this 3229-nucleotide messenger RNA. The record is from the annotation of a GenBank genome assembly. Lineage: Eukaryota; Viridiplantae; Streptophyta; Magnoliopsida; Lamiales; Orobanchaceae.